UGGUGACAUCUAUCGAAAAGUCAGGACGGAAGAAUGGCAGCAGCGAUGGAAAUAGACGACGAGGUACAAUCAUCAAAUGCUGCCGAUAAAUCAGGGAGUAAGAAGAGGUUUGAAGUAAAAAAGUGGAAUGCUGUAGCACUGUGGGCUUGGGAUAUUGUUGUGGACAACUGUGCUAUUUGUAGGAAUCACAUUAUGGAUCUCUGUAUAGAAUGCCAAGCCAACCAAGCCUCAGCUACCAGUGAAGAAUGCACAGUAGCCUGGGGAGUGUGUAAUCAUGCUUUUCAUUUCCACUGCAUCUCCAGGUGGCUGAAGACCAGACAGGUGUGUCCUCUAGACAACAGAGAGUGGGAAUUUCAAAAAUAUGGUCACUAAUUCAUCUCAACUUUACCCAAGAUUAAACAAGCUCUUUUAUAUUUACCAGAAUGCAUCAUUAAAGAAAGACGGUGUACAAAUCUGGGGCCCUUUUUUUUUUUUUUUUUAAUAUAUAUUUACAGUAUGAGGAAAGCACUAAGAGGUUGGGUGGGUCAAUAUGUUCUCUGAAAAGUAUCCAGAAGGAAAUAAAAAAAAGGAGCUAAUAAUUAUUUCAAAUACUGAAAUAAUUAUUUCAAAUACUGAAUUACUUUAAAAUAUAUAACAUUAUCAGCGUACUUGGUGAUUGCUCUACAGUUAUGAUUAAAGCCAUUUUUUUUAUUGUCUUUUAAUCAACUUGAUGGUAACAGCUUGAUAGUUAAUGCCAUUAGGGAAUUUCCAUCAAAGUGAUUUCCAUGUUAGUCAAAAUACCAAAUGGCUCAUGUGAACUUGUGUAUAUGUUUAUUUUGUAUCUGGUAUAUAAACCUAUACCAGUUGAAAUAAAAUCAUUAAAGAGGA
Lingula anatina is the source of this 867-nucleotide messenger RNA. RefSeq names its product E3 ubiquitin-protein ligase RBX1. Gene Ontology annotation, molecular function: zinc ion binding. NCBI's taxonomy places the organism in Eukaryota, Metazoa, Brachiopoda, Lingulata, Lingulida, Lingulidae. The record is from RefSeq and is a predicted model, not a curated record.